UGGGUUACUGGGCGGAAGAGAAGAAAACGUGGUCAUUUGGGAUCGGAACGUCGUGUUUUCUCUCUCGCGAAUAGUUUUACUUCUGUUAAAAUAAUAAAAUAAGUGUCAUGACAGAAACAAAGGCACCGGCGGCCACUAAGCCGACUAAAGCUUUACUGGCUUUGAACCCUAAAGAGGAGGCUGAAUUCAAGAAGAAAGUCCAGGAGGUGAAGAAGCGACCCAACAAGGGACACCAAAUAAGUCCAGGGGUGAUUUAUGUUGGUCACCUUCCCACUGGCUUGUUCGAACCUCAGCUCAAAUCCUACUUUGAACAGUUUGGAAAAGUCGUCAGGUUACGACUGGCCAGGAGUAAAAAGACAGGUGGGAGCAAAGGUUAUGCAUUUGUGGAGUUCGACUGCGACGAUGUUGCCAAGAUCGUUGCUGAGACCAUGAACAACUACCUGAUGGGCGAGAGAUUGAUCAAAUGUCACCUUGUCCCCGCUGAGAAAGUGCAUGAGAAGCUGUUUGUGGGAUCACAGAGAGAGUUUAAGAAGCCCAGGCAGCCUGCUGUGGCUCGCUACAACAAGAGACACACACCAGAGGAGGUCACGGAGAUGACUGGGAGGCUACUGCGCAAAGAGUCCAAGCUCCGCAAGAGGCUGGCAGAGAAGGGAAUCGACUAUGACUUCCCAGGAUUUGCUUCCCAAGUGCCACAGAAGAAAAGGUUAGAUGACACUGUGAAUGCGUCCACGUGUAGUGAGGAUGUCACUCCAGUGUGCACCCCGUCAGUCCUGGAGAGGAGGAGGUCCAUGAAGAUCAACGAAGAUGACAGCGACGGUGAAAUCGUAAUCAAGAAUACACCAGCCCCCAAAAAGUCCAGAGGCAAACGUGAAAGAGCAGAGUCAGAUGACGAGUGCUCCUCAGAGGAGGAGACUGAGGAGUCCUCCUUCCUAGAAGGGGGAGAAGAGCCUUCGGAGGGUGAUGUGGAGUCCAUUGUCAAGGAAGGAGGCGCUGAUUGAACGAACGCCGACACUGACGUUGAAGGACAAUAACUUGUUAUAAUUGCCUUGCAUGUAAAGCAGAGACAUUUGUACAUGGUGGUUGGUUGGUCCUCUAUAUAAUUUCCCAGAGGAGAAUGGCUAAUGAGCAAAUGGCUGUUGGCAUUUGAGUGUUAACCUACGAACCUGUAUAGCGCCUCCUAAAGCCCUACAGCUAUACCAUAAGGUGAAAUGACAAAGCAGCAUAUUUACUUGUUAUGCCUUUGGUGGCUCGUAAAUGAGGCACACCUAAUUGUAAAUUUAGCAAACUAUGAGAAAAUAACCAUUAUCAGUAGUUUGUUGGUGUUGCAUUUGACUGGAGCCAUUCAGACUAGAAAUAGUGAGUUAUUAUUUUUCGUGUGUAUGGUGACAUGGGCUCAUGCGGAUCUUAUCCAUCUGCAGUAAUUUUUGAUUACGUUUAUUUGUCAAUGUGCUUUGGUAAUUUGGGUUGUCAGAAUAAAUGGUCAUGAUCUGUAAUACAUAUAAAAGCUUAACUUUG
Molecule: messenger RNA, 1515 nt
Organism: Salvelinus fontinalis (brook trout)
Lineage: Eukaryota; Metazoa; Chordata; Actinopteri; Salmoniformes; Salmonidae
Gene: nifk
Product: nucleolar protein interacting with the FHA domain of MKI67
Exons: 6
Coding region: 108-998 (296 amino acids)
Biological process (GO): maturation of LSU-rRNA from tricistronic rRNA transcript (SSU-rRNA, 5.8S rRNA, LSU-rRNA)
Cellular component (GO): nucleolus
Molecular function (GO): RNA binding
Source: RefSeq, a predicted model, not a curated record